AUGGACUUUAUUACUGGCCUUCCACCAUCAAUUCUGGUUAUGGUUGAUCAUCUUAGAAAAUAUGCCCACUUUUGUGCUCUUCCCAGCAACUUCACAAGUACUAAGGUGGUCGUGGUCUUCGUUGCUGAGAUUAUGCGCCUCCAUGGCCUUCCCCACACCAUUGUUAGUGAUAGGGAUCCCUUAUUCCUCAGCAACUUCCGGCAGGAACUAUUCCACCUCCAGGGAACCAAAUUGUCUAUAAGCACCAUUUAUCACCCCCAGACAGACGGUCAAUCCGAAGUCCUCUACUAUUGCCUCGAAAUGCCUCCUCCAUCUCUUCUACGUUACAUCCCGGGUACUUUUGCUAAUAAGGAUGUUCACCAGGAGCUUCAGACCAGAGAAGACAUUCUCUCCUCCCUGAAAUCCAACCUCGCUCGUGCCCAAGUUCGUAUAGAAAAUCAGGCAGACAAAGGGCGUGUGGAUGCCCAUUACUCAGAGGAUUUCUGGAAACCUCUUCGCAUCCAUUCUAAUAGGCAGGAAGUGGCAGAGAAAUCUACCAUGGACGGACCAGGUUUGUAUGGAUUAGUUAGGAACUUAGAGAAUGUGACUGAAGGUAACAUUGCUGGUAAGAUCUUGUAUUCUACUGUUGUGGCAGGGACUUUGCCGAAGAUUGACAACCUGCCAGAUCCAAUUCAAGCUGGAUCCCUAACCACAGUGACCAUACCAUAA
Messenger RNA from Macadamia integrifolia, 708 nucleotides. RefSeq lists its product as uncharacterized. NCBI's taxonomy places the organism in Eukaryota, Viridiplantae, Streptophyta, Magnoliopsida, Proteales, Proteaceae. Gene Ontology annotation, molecular function: nucleic acid binding. The record is from RefSeq and is a predicted model, not a curated record. The transcript is spliced from 3 exons. Gene Ontology annotation, biological process: DNA integration. The coding region runs from base 1 to 708 and encodes 235 amino acids.